AUGCAUUUGUUUACUUUACCUCUUGCCAUUCUCUUGUGCUUCUUCCAGACGACCCUUUCGAGUACGAUUCCCGACUCAAGUCUAAUUGCCAGUAAUAUUCCUUUCCCAACUAGAGCUUACUGGAUGCGUCGAGCAAAUGAAGCAUUGGGCGAACUAAGUGGCUCUCCGUGUCCAUUCGCUGCAUUUGGCACUGCCGUCGUUAAUCAUACCGAUACUGAUGGACUGGGAGAUCUGAUAUGUAUCGGGAUCAACCAGAAUCGCCAGACAGGAAACCCGUCCUUACACGGAGAAAUAGCAGCCAUCACGAACUGCACUGCCAUUCUGACUGAUCCACAUGGCCGAUUUCGACUAACGGCCUCUGAAGCUCAAGCUGCAUUUGUCGAUUUAACAUUGUAUACCAACGCCGAGAGUUGCCCUAUGUGCGCCUCUGCCAUUCGGUGGGCAGGGUUUAAGGAAUAUGUCUACGGGACUUCAAUUAACACGUUAGUCCGAAAAGGCUGGGCCCAAAUUCAUAUAUCCUCAUUGGAAGUCUUCCAGGCUUCUUUAGACUUGUCGUCUCAGACUCUCUUGAUGGGGGAUGUUCUUGCGAAUGAGACGGAUCCAUACUUUUUGUGGCAGUUUGAUCCGGCUUACCCUUGCCCUGAUGGCUGCUCGCGUUCUGGUAAUGGUAGUAGAUGUCGUGUUUCUGCAAGUAAUGAAUUGAAUGCCAAUCGUGUUAAACAAACCGAAAUGCCCUCCAACCCAAUCGUCUUAAUCACCGGUGCCAAUACUGGCCUUGGACUUGAGACAGUCAAGGCAUUGCUGCGCUCAUCCAAAGCAUACACCAUCCUUCUCGGGGGCAGGAGUCUCGACAAAGCCAAUGCUGCAGCGAAAGGAGUACAAGAGGAAUAUCCCCAGAGCUGCAGCGUUGUCAAAACGAUUCAAGUCGACGUAGAAUACGACGACUCGAUCACCAGAGCAUCCGAGUAUGUCGCCAACGAAUACGGUCGCGUGGAUAUCUUGAUCAACAACGCAGGGGCACUGUUAGACUCCCAGUUCUACUCUGGAAACCUGACGAUGCGAGAAAUGUGGAACACAUCAUGGAACGUCAAUACCGUUGGAGCGCACAUCCUCACUCACACUUUCAUACCCCUUCUCCUCAAAUCGUCCAAUCCGAGACUCUUGUUCAUCACAAGCGGUACAUCGGCGCUUGGUGAGACUGAAGAUACCUCGUACAGAUUUAACAAAUCACCUGCCAAGGGUUGGCCCAAGGAAGAACCUUCUUUUGGAGCAUAUAGGUCUAGCAAGACUGGCAUGAACAUGAUGGUGUGCGAGUGGGUUCGGAUUCUGCGAGAAGAUGGCGUUAAGAUCUUUGGCAUCUCACCGGGGUUCUUGGCGACUGGCUUGGGUGGUGAUGUCGAGCUUAAUAAAAAGCUAGGUGCAUUAGAUCCGACCAUAGGGGCGGAAUUUGUGCGAGAUGUUGUUGAAGGGUGUCGUGAUCAGGACACUGGUAAAGUUAUUCGGCGGGACGCAACUCAGCCUUGGUAG
Aspergillus bombycis is the source of this 1527-nucleotide messenger RNA. RefSeq names its product short chain dehydrogenase. The record is from RefSeq and is a predicted model, not a curated record. The transcript has 5 exons. Bases 1 to 1527 code for a protein of 508 amino acids. Gene Ontology annotation, molecular function: catalytic activity. NCBI's taxonomy places the organism in Eukaryota, Fungi, Ascomycota, Eurotiomycetes, Eurotiales, Aspergillaceae.